AUGUCAAAUUUAUCUAGUAAUACGAGUAGUAAUAAUCAACACCUCAUGCAUGAAGUCGCCCCUCUCGCUGAGGCCAGGAACCCAGUUCUUGCCUCUUGCUUCACCACCGAUGUCUCUGCUACGGUUGUUCGCUCGUUCCAUUACUCUUCGACCCGGGCGGGCGGGGUAGAGACCUCUCCGAGUCGCCAGGGAAAGUGGGCGGCCCGUACCAUUAUCACAGAGUGUGAGAGACUCUGCGAUGGUGUUAUGCGUCAAGUUUUCUUCGGUUAUGGAAGGAAAUCUGCGCAGGCAUCUACUAUGGACGUGUCGUUAAAAACAAUCGCAGGAGGGAACGGCAACAGCAUCAUUCCCAGCGUCGGCAAUCAUGUCGAUGCCUUCCAGAAGCCGCAUACUCCACCAACCACUCCUCCCUCAUCUCCUCCUAAGGGUGUAAAAAGCCCUGUCAGGAGAAUGAUGAGGCGGUCGUCGGAGUUGCAAACUAGGGUUGCGGCUUACUUGGAGGUUUUCGACUACGUCGGCGGGAGUGCAUUCCGAGGAUUCGUAUCCGAAAAAGGUCCUUUGAACAAGCCUGAGAGGUCUCUCUUUUUGUUCUUUGAUAAAGGUGUUAAUGGCACCGAACUCAAGUCCGGACUCGUUGCUUUGAUCGAUCUCGCAACGGAAUGCUUUGAUUGUCAGGAUCUAGUCAUUUGUCUUGAUCGGGAAACCGACGGACUUGACUCGCUUGUUCACAACCUCGGAUGGGUUGGCCUUGAGCUCGCUACACUCAAAAAUUGGGCUUCUCAGGACCUUCGAGAUGAAGUUACCACCACUCACAAGCUCGACAGAGAAUACUUCACCUCCGACAAAUGGUUGUUCCUCGGAAUGGAAUUGUAA
Molecule: messenger RNA, 873 nt
Organism: Orbilia oligospora ATCC 24927
Lineage: Eukaryota; Fungi; Ascomycota; Orbiliomycetes; Orbiliales; Orbiliaceae
Exons: 3
Coding region: 1-873 (290 amino acids)
Biological process (GO): positive regulation of protein catabolic process
Cellular component (GO): cytoplasm; nucleus
Molecular function (GO): ornithine decarboxylase inhibitor activity
Source: RefSeq, a predicted model, not a curated record